GUCAUUGGGGACAUUCACUGAUCGACACACGGGGCCCAUCAACAGCGAUUAGGCGGGCCUCCUUGACUUCAUUGAGUACUGUGCCAGUAAAGCAUAUGACGGCCAGGGGAACGCGACCCUCGUUCUCCCACGUAGAAAACACGGGCCAAAAUGGCGAAAUGAAUUGCCGUUGAAUGAAAGGUUGCUCACUGAUCCGUAAUAACUCGAAAUGGGUGCAGCCUGGUUUUCUGCUCUCUCGUUAAAUUAUUCGCUGUUAACUUAAUCCGAAAUGUAAUUCCACAAUAAAGUAAUUUAGUUUGGCUGUCAGAAUCAAGUGUCACCUGUGUAGAAGACGGAGGCUGGCAACUUUAAAACAGGACGCGGUAAUUAGCAGAAAUUUCGGUCCAUGGAGCCCGGCCUGCGCGUGGUCCGGGGACCCGACUGGAAAUGGUCCAAUCAGGACGACGGGGAGGGACACGUGGGCACGGUUGUGGAGAUCGGCAAGCCUGGUAGUACCAGCUCCCCAGAUAAGACGGUAGUCGUGCAGUGGGACAGCGGGACCAGAACCAACUACCGAACCGGGUACCAGGGAGCUUUCGACUUGGCGCUGUACGAUAAUGCCGUCGUAGGUGUGAAACACCCCAACAUCAUCUGCGAUAUCUGCAAGCGUCCCGGUAUCAAGGGAAUGCGCUGGAAGUGCAUCGACUGCCACGACUACGACCUGUGCACGGUCUGUUACAUGAGCGACAAGCACGACCUGACCCACUCCUUCCUGCGAUUUGUCACCCAGAACUCAAUCGGGGUAAAAGUCAGCAAGCGCCAGUCUGCCACCAGGCUGUCUCUUAGAGGGCUCUUUCCAGGGGCGAAGGUUGUGAGGGGACCAGACUGGGACUGGGGCAACCAGGACGGUGGAGAGGGCAAAGUGGGCAAGAUCACAGACAUCCGGGGAUGGGACGUGGAGUCCGGCCGCAGCGUGGCCAGUGUCUCGUGGUCGGGCAGUGCGACGAACGUCUACCGGGUCGGCCACAAAGGCAAAGUGGACUUGAAGUACACCCAGGAUGCCAUCGGGGGAUAUUAUUACAAGGAGCACCUUCCCAAGUUGGGUGAAGACCUGCAGACAGUCCCAAUGCAAGAUGGGAAGGCAUCCUUGAUCUUCAGUGUCGGCGAUAAGGUCAAGGUCAUCCUGGAGGAAGAUGUCCUGAAAGCCAUGCAGGAGGGCCACGGAGGCUGGAACCCCAAAAUGGCCGAGUGCAUUGGCAAGGUGGGCGUGGUUCACCGGGUGACGGAGAGGGGCGACAUCAGGGUCCAGUAUCCGCCCAACAGCAUCAGGUGGACAUUCCAUCCAGGGUCGCUGAAUAAGGUGGAUGCCUAUGCCUCGGGCGACAGGGUAAGGGUCAGCACAAACAUCUCCAUGGUGAAGAAACUGCAGGUUGGACACGGGGAAUGGAGCGACAACAUGAAAGACACUCUUGGCAAGACGGGCAAGGUCAUCAAGGUCUACCCAGACGGUGACCUACGGGUUUCCAUCGGUGACCACACCUGGACCUUCAACCCAUCAUGUGUCUCGCCGGUGGAGCCGGGCGCACCGGACCUCAACAACACGCUAGUGUCGGAAAGAGACGAAGAGCAGUCAGGUAUUCUUCACCUUGCAUUGGAUCAGAUCAUAUCUCAUCCAUCCAACAGCGACGCCCCAGCCAAGUUAGUCAGUGAGGCAGCUCAAGGGAACAAGCUGGCCGUGGCAGAAAUCCUCAGCAAGCACUCUGACUGGGUGGACAGCAAGAAUUCUGGCAAGACAGCCCUGCAGGUGGCCAGCCAUCAAGGCCACCUGGAGGUCAUCAAGGUGCUGCUCCUAAGCAAAGCCAGUCUGGAGAUACAAGACCAGGACGGCGACACAGCGUUGCAUUAUGCCGUCUUUGGCAACCAGCCGGACGUGGUCCAGUACCUGCUCAACAAGAAGGCCAAGAUUGACGCAGUCAACAACGGCCAGUGCAGCAGCCUGCACGUGGCCGUCAACAAGAGCUUCACGGCCUGCGUGCGCGUGCUGCUCCGCCACAAGUGCAACAUCAACCUGCAGGAUUCGUACGGCGACACGGCUCUGCACGACGCCAUCGCCAAGAACUGCAAGGACAUCAUCGACAUGCUGACGGAGGUGGACGGAGCCGACUUCACGCUAAAAAACCAGCGGGGGUUCAACGUCAUACACCACGCCGCCCUGAAGGGAAACCAGUACGCCACAGAGAAGCUGGUUGUCAAGGCCCGACAGCUGGUCAAUUUGAAGAAGGGCGAUGGGUUCUCGGCCCUCCAUCUGGCGGCCUUGAACGGACACCGGGAUGUUGCCGAGGUCCUCAUCACAAGGGGUCAGGCUGACAUUGACAUCCAGAACAAUCGCAAGCAGACGCCGCUGCUGCUGACCGUGGGCCAGGGCCACACAGCAGUCCUGGAGCUGCUGGUCUCUAAAGGCGCCCACGUCAACGCCGAGGACGAGGACGGAGACACCAGCCUGCACCUGGCCCUGAUGAGGCAGAGCGUCUACGCCACGGCAGACAGCACGCCCAUCCUCUCUAAGAUUCGCUCAUCACUACCUCCUAGCGACAACAACAUUGGCACCGGGCCAGCAGUUGCCUGCUACCUGACCAUAGAGGGCGCCAACCUUCAGCUGCGGAACCACCUGGGCAAGACACCACUGGACCUGGCGGCCGCUGCCCAGCUGGACAGCCUCCUCAAGCAGUGUGCCGAACUCAGACAACGGAGGCUGGGAGAGCUGCCAAAAAACCCUCCCAACCUGAAACAGAAACCGGCGAGCAGGUCAGCACCCAAAUCAGCCAGUGCCCCAUUGCCCGGUGACCUGGCGGCGAGCAGGGCGCCGGACAAGCCGCCCGUUGCCCAGACAGACGGCGGCAACCUGCAGGCCAUCAUGACCCAGUGCCGCAUGUGCCAGAACCCGGCUAACUGCCAGUUCCGGCCCUGCGGCCACCAGGCCACCUGCAUGGAGUGUGCCAAGCUCUUCCAGAAGUGCUUCAUCUGCAAGGUCACUUUGCAGGAACCUGUGACAGAGGCUUUCAAACUAGACGAGAACAACAAGUGCACCCUCUGUAGUUCAAGGAGUGCAGAGGUCACCUUCAUUCCCUGUGGUCACCGGACAGUAUGCCAAGAAUGUUCCCACAGACUCAAAGAGUGCACGGUGUGUAAGAAGACCAUCGUAGAGAAACUCGGAAAGGAUGGCCGCCAAGUCUCCACCCGCCGGGGGUCUGCACCAACAAUAUCAGCCUCACCCAAAGGGAGUAGUCCCUCAUCCGUGCCCCGGCACAAAGAGCUGGCCACCGCCACCCACCCCAGCUCCAAGGAGGUGCAGGAGCUGAGGAUGAAGAUGCAAGAGCUGGAGGACGCCCAGCUCUGCAACAUCUGCAUGGAGCGCAAGCGGGACACCGCUUUCCUCUGCGGUCACAGCACCUGCAAGAAAUGCGCCAAGCCCCUCAAGCAGUGCCCCAUCUGCCGCAAGCCCAUCACCAAGAAGAUCAUGCUCUUCACGUGACGGAUCCGCCCUCCGCCCCUCACCUCCCUCCGCCAGGGAAGGCAUAGAUCAGGAAUUGGUUCUCUUUUCCCGGUCGUCCGCUUGAUUUUUCAAGCUUGGACAGUGGUUGUGGAAACAACACCCACGUAGGAACUUAGAUGUUGCAGGAACCCAAAAAUGUUACUGGGAUACUUUCUCCCCUAAAAUCGACCUCAACUUUCCCCCGUACGCACAUAAUUGUAUACGUCAGUUUUUAUUAGCAUUUCUGGAAUAUAAAACCAAGGAUUUCUCCAGCGUUCCCCAGGCAUUGUAGCUUGUAAGCCUAAAGAAACCUGCCGAGAGGAGACAAUGAGAAAUAGUUACAGACGUAAAGGGAGAAAGAAGAUCCUCAGUGAAUAUUCCAGGUGAAACCAAUGGAGUCAGGUUGGGACUGCAAAACCCAAUCCACAUAUGGAUCAAGUUCGAAGCUUGAGCCUGGGCCGCAGAGGGAAAAAAACCACUGUGGCAGUCUAACGUCCCUAUUCAAUUCUGUCAAUUGGAUUGACUCUAUGUACUGAGCACGCACACGUGCGAAUAUGCACGCCCGCCCUCUACAGGACAAUGCAGGGACUGCUACGCCAAUCAUCCAAGAGCACUUUGCUGCCCUCAAAUUUCCCCUAGAAAACAAAUGAAAACAUCAAGAAAGAGAUAUGACAAAACAGUUGCUGGCCUCGGGAGCUAUGCAUUCCUCCGGUUUUCAAAACGUCAUAUGCCACAUUACUGCAGUUGGCAAUUGUUCAACGUAUCCUGCAACACCACCUCCAAGGCAGGACUGGUCUGUAAGCUUGUCCAUAUCGCUAGUCCAAAGCGUUCACUAGUGAGGGUGUGCCAGUGCAUUGUGGGCCAUACUUCCCUACGUGUUGCUGUGUUGAACACGUCCCCGCUCUCUCUUGCCCUGACAUUGAAUCAUUUGCAUAUUCCAAACAUUGUGGAUGCCCAUGUUAAUGAUGAAUAAUUUGGAUCCCAACGUUGGUUUUAGGCAGCAUUAUUUUGUCAGCACCAUGUGUGUUUGGUGUCAGCAUCAUUAUAUAUGUGUUGUCGGGUAUAAAAACACUUCGUCCUCUGGGACAAAAACCAUGUGUUUUUUUUUUCAAACUUACAGUGUGAAAUCUCAUGCAGUCAAUGUGCAGAGUCACAUUUCACAUUUGUACUGUCAAAAUUGAGAAAGAAAGGAACGUUUUUCCGGGAACGUGAGCGUAAUCAUUCACACCAAGCACUGAAACAGGUAAUGCACGUUGGAAUUAGCAACACCAAAUACACAGUUUAAAUCUAUUCUCCAAUGUUGUGUUGUAUUGGCGCAGUAUUACUGGAAGAAAGCUACACACAUCCAGGAGUUUACUGCUGUUUGUGGUGAGCCAAAAGUGUGUUUUGGUGACAAGGCCUGUCCAGAAUUCAUUUACAUUGAAUUCCCCCAUAGAUCCACGUCUGGACAAAAGACUGUUUGUUUCCUAAGUGUCAUUCAACGUAAAUUUGAAACUUCUUUGAGUUUGUAUUGCUCAAAACUUGUAAUAUAGCGAUUUAAGAAAAAAUUUGAGAUGGACUGAGAUUUUUGUGCUUCCAAUUUCUAAAAUUGGGUCAACAUUAUCCACACUUAAAAUAGGGAGAGAUAUAAAAGUGUGUAUAUUUUCCUUUUACUUUUAUGUACUUGGUGAACUGUGGCCGUGAAAUUGUAGAAUAGAUUUGUAACAAACCUCUUUGUUACAAUUCUUUAUUGUGUUAUAAUUCUUUAUUGUGGUAUGUUGUAAUGCCUUUAUGAAGACAUGAAUUCUACAUUUUACAUGAUUUACAGCUUAUGCAUAUUCAUUAUUUUGGCAUAUGCCUUGGUUGCCAUGGUUUCCCAUGGUGAUCACCGUGGCAACCCAUUCAGAAAGCAUAGCAUUUAAAGUCAAACGCCAUGGCCACCUGUCACAUUGUCAAAACAAACGUACACAGCUGGGGAGGGGGGGUUGCCAAUCCCCUUUAUCGGCCCAACUUGGUCAGAUGGCGUGAAACGCCUGUUUUUGUCUACCUUUUUUUCUCACAGUGCCUUUAUCUCUUUUGUAACAAAUUUCUUGAUAUCUACUGCCUUUGAGUCUCCAAAAUUACACUUGAUUUUUCCAGAAUUCUCCCCAAGUAGAAGAAUGGUUUGUGAAGCAGAAGAAGAAUCUGUUUAAUUGCCCUAUUUAAGGCUUUUUAGUUUGAUUUUUAGUCACUGUUUUACUCCCUCCCCCCCAAAAGAAAUCGGCUUUUCACUUUAAAUGAGUUGCUUUCAUUCCAAAGUUAUAGAGAAAUAAUAUGUACAGAAAAUUGACGUAAAUAUAUGUAUUCAGGUGGUGUAAGUAAUUAAAGGAUUUAACAGCUAGGACAUGUGAGUGUAAGGCCCCCCCUUAGAACUUAGAGAAGGAAAACAAAUCCAGUGACAGUCCACCUUUUGGUCAAGGCUUCAACUGUGGCCAAACCCACACACUGCACCCUCCAGAAAAUGAGUUCCCCCCCCCCGUUCCCUCUGCGCAAUGUACUCCCGUUACGCAACUAUAUGAUAGGCUUAUGCUUUUCUCAGGUUCGAAUGUAAUUUGGGGGAGGGGGCUGGUCUAAACACCAAAGGUUUCCCGUGUCCAAAUAUCGACAGGGUGUGGCCGAUUGUUACACACGUCUGUGGGAAGUGAUUUGAAGCACUAGCCACCGUUUCCAAAGCCACACCGAUUACAUGUAUAUAUGUAGCAGCAGAUUUAUUCUUGGGAAUGGACAUUUUUUUUAUCCAGGCCAUUCGUUAAAUGGUUUUUCUUUGUCUUUGGUCUGUGUUCAAGGUCCCCCGCUGUGAACAUUUAGGCUCAUUUUUUAGUUAUUGUGUUAAGUUGCAAGGACAUCAGACCGCAUAAAAUGGAGCUUUUUAUAUCAGUCUGAGAGCAUUUAAUGUCUGCAGAUUGAACUGGUGCCAGAGCAGAGCUUUAAAAGGGCAGCUAGGCUACAUAUGGCCAUAGUGAUACAUAAGUCCAAGUACAAGCCCUGAUCAAGACGUUGUACGUAGCACUAGACCUUGAGUUCAGGUGUAUUGAAGCAAAGUGGCAUGAUUUAGAUAAAUUGUUCAUCAAGAAGCUUUUAAAGUCGUACCAAAUCUGUGAGGACAUUGUGUAAGAGAACUAAUCAAUUAGAGUCGUGCAUUGAAAGCAAGAAAAUUAAAUUGGCGGAUACAUGUAUUUCUCAUUGUUGGAGGGAAACAGUGCACAGGAAAUGACACCUUUUUGCCUUUGUGAAAGCUGCCGUCUUACAAUAUUCCUUAGAACAUCUGAUGUGACUUGGUUUUUCUGACAACCUGUUGUGUUUCCUUUUUUACUGGGCAUUGGCUGUGUAUUUCCACACGGAAUAUUUGUGUACAAUUUCUAUAUGAAGUGGGUCAGAUUUACUUAUAGUCAAAUGGAUUUGUUGAUGAAUGGGCAUUUUUCCUGUUCUGGUCACUGCUGGUUUUCUUAACAUGCUAUUGUCACUGGCAGGUCUUGCCUCUCAAGAAACACUGAUUUUGUGGUUUUUCUGGUCACUUGAAGCCCGUUUGAAAGAAAAGGUUUAUGCAAACUGUGAAGUGGAUCAAAAAUUGCCCAAUGAUACUUCCAUGGUGAAGUGGGUCGGAAAUUGCGCUAUGAUACUUCCAUGGUGAAGUGGGUCGAAAAUUGCCCGAUGAUACUUCCAUGGUGAAGUGGGUCUAAAAUUGCCCUAUGAUACUUCGAUGCGAAUCCUCGCUCAGUGGGGGUCAGUUGAAAUGCUAGCCCACUUUCUUGAAGCAUGUGUUGUCAGUUUCAGUGAUAAGAUACCGGAGAACUGUGCUAGAAGUCAUCUCAUACCUAGCCUUCCCCAAUCAUUGGCACAAUUUAUAGUCCUCUUAAUUUGAUUGCCAGGCCCCAUAUGAUCUUAUACUGUAUGGUAUACUCAAAGUUACAGGAAAGGCUCAUUAAUGAACAACCGUUGAUCGAGCUGUCUCGCCACCACACCCGUACAUUGUUAUGGGGCAUAUCAAAAAGUCCAUGCUGCAAGUCCCAUCUACGUCUGCGCCAUCGUGUAUCCGUUUUUCUGCACUCCACCCGCCCCCGGCUUAAUUUGGAGAGAGCUGAUUUCUGUGACAGAAACAUUGAAGUUAUGUUUUGUUUGACUUGUGCUUUCGCUUGGGUUCAAAAACGAUUCGACAGUUAACCCUGCCCUGCCGCAGACGAAAAUAUGAAAUUAUGAAAAUUAGUCUAAGUCAAGUCACGCAACAUGUCACUGGUUUACACAGAAUUAUUUCAACAGCGCCCUCUUUUGAGUGGGAAUAUGCAAUACACUUCUUUAUUUAUCGACCGAGUUUCUUCCCAAAAAAAGCUUCAAUCCUCACUCACUUCAAUCUUCGCCGUUAAUUAAAAGCCAUAACCGUAAGAAAAAGUGUUCCUUGCGGGCCUAAGUCCUAGGAUCCCUGGAAAUGUACAAUGACCGAGUAAACGAUAAAAGCCUUGGAAUCACCCGAACGUUUGGGGUGGUAUUCAGAGAGCAUUGUCCAGUGCACGCUAAGAAAGUUGAGCAAGUUAUGUUGAUGUAUAGGCAUUAACUAUGCGGGUAAUUAAGCUGUCUAUGUACUCCUGAAUGUCGGUUUCUGAUUAAAUGGAGAGUUACUCCGCAGCGCUACACUCUA
Acanthaster planci (crown-of-thorns starfish) is the source of this 8162-nucleotide messenger RNA. It is a transcript of the gene mib2, whose product is annotated as mindbomb E3 ubiquitin protein ligase 2. Gene Ontology annotation, biological process: protein ubiquitination. NCBI's taxonomy places the organism in Eukaryota, Metazoa, Echinodermata, Asteroidea, Valvatida, Acanthasteridae. The record is from RefSeq and is a predicted model, not a curated record. Gene Ontology annotation, molecular function: zinc ion binding; ubiquitin-protein transferase activity; protein binding. Gene Ontology annotation, cellular component: cytoplasm.